GCCAUUUGCUCCCGUGCUAUCACCUCCGAUGGAUUAUUCUAGUUGGAGGCACAAUACGAAGUCCUCAAGCUCCGGUGUGGAAAAAAGGCAUGAAACUCGUGGAUCCAAGGUAAGCCUCCGGGUUCGCCAUUGACAGACCGUGAAAGAAGUUGGAAUUCUGAGAGCUGCCGCAAAAAAGGAACACAGCGUCACAGCCAAAUGAUGCGUUGGGACGGGGGACUUGGCGCAUCUUGUUAUUACCACCGGAGGCAACUACCAAGCACCGCCCGGGCCACUGCAUGCUCCGUAGACCCGUAGGGGUGCAUAUUCGAAUUAUUGCUGGAGCUUGUUCAAACUACCUUCAGUAUGGGCUAUCAGCUAUGGCACUUGUGAACAUGGGUAAGUGUCCAUCUCCACCUCAACCCUUCCAUUCCCAAGAAUCGGCUUCGACAGCUGCAGCAGCACUUGUUUGCCAUGCCGAAUCAUCAGCUUCCCACUUGGCAGGAUAUUCGCUGGGGGGCGGAGGGGGCGGAGGGGGCGGAGUGGCGAACAUUGUCUGGCAGGAGUGUAUCACAUCUUCUCCCUGCAUAUUGGGUUGGCAAAUUAUUUGCGGGAGAGGUGGGAGUGGCGAACAUCACAGGAACAUCACAGGAUAUGGAUCGCAAGUUCGAACUGGCACGCAUUCGCGAUUCAUUAUCUUAUUUAAGAACGCCAGGAACCCUGUCUCCUUAACGUACUCCAGGCCACCAGUGUCUCUGAAUUGUUUCCCAUCUCCCAAUUCAAUCCCGAGAACAAGUCCCCUAUGAUUCAGGAGUCCGUUACCCUCAUAUCUUCUGCUUUAAUUCUAAAAUAUUAUAUCGAGCAUCCCUUCCCAGUUCCCAUUACUACCGUGCAGUCGA
Molecule: messenger RNA, 878 nt
Organism: Eremomyces bilateralis CBS 781.70
Lineage: Eukaryota; Fungi; Ascomycota; Dothideomycetes; Eremomycetales; Eremomycetaceae
Exons: 1
Coding region: 279-785 (168 amino acids)
Source: RefSeq, a predicted model, not a curated record